UGGAGUCUCCCUCCUCCGUUGGGAGAGAUCCGUCCAGCCCGAGGAGCUGAGGGAGAGAAAAACGCACAUUCGCGCAACUAACGCCGCCUGUCCGCUUAACAAACCCGGCCCAGCCCGGCUACCCGUGUUCCGCGAGGGUCAUAACGUUAUGUCGAACCCGUAACGUUUUAAAGCCAAGAGAAAAAAAACAUGCGGUUGCGACGGAGACAGAAACGGACUGUGAGUAGCGCAGAGUUACUAGGAGACAUUUCAUUAGCUUGUUAGCUAACGAGGCGGCUAGCUUAGCUCAAAGAAGCGGCGGUGGUGAACUUCGAAGCUAGGGAACGAUUGUAAUUAAACUCAGGCUACCUCAUCAUUAGUGCUUUUCAUUUUCAUUACCAAUGGGAUUUUGGCAUCGCCACACAGAAAGCGUGUUUCCGGCUGAAGGUUGAGGUGGCGAAGCGCUUGUGUGGCUGUUUUGUUUACGGCUCUCUCACGGUAACAGUGCUGAGCAGCGCUCCUUAAUCACUCCGUGUCUGCUCUGCUUUGUGAAUGCAGGCCAUGGACUGAACAGCCUCCACCAGCCAAAAAGGUAGCUAACGUGCUGGCUAGCUAGCUGUCUGUUUAUACAAAGUCAGAUACAGACCUGUAAAUUUUACCUCGCAACUCCCAAGCCAGCUGAAGGAGGAAAACGGGGCUGGAUCGUGCAAAAACCUGUGCUUCGGAUCAUGUUUUGGAUGGUCGAGUCUGUCAUAAAUUGGAUGAGAGACUUGUGAAGAUCACAACCGGAUUAUUUCAUUCCGUUUGAGCCGUCAAAUUUGGGACCUUAUCUGAGGGAGCUGAUUAAAAUAGAGGGCUACGAUGUCUGCUGCAAAAGAAAACCCUUGCAGGAAGUUCCAAGCGAACAUUUUCAACAAAAGCAAGUGUCAGAACUGCUUUAAACCUCGGGAGCUGCAUCUUUUGACCGACCAAGACCUAAAUCAGGCCAAACCUAUCUAUGGAGGGUGGCUGUGCUUGGCACCAGAGGGAACGGAUUUUGACAAUCCAAUGCAUAGAUCACGGAAAUGGCAGCGGAGAUUCUUUGUCCUCUAUGAACAUGGCUGUUUGCGCUUCGCUCUGGAUGAAUCGCCAAGCACACUACCACAAGGAACUGUCAACAUGAACCUGUGCACAGAUGUAAUUGAUGCUGAACCUAAAACCGGCCAGAAGAAUGCAUUGUGCAUCAUUACUCCUGAUCAGGAGUACUACAUCCGGGGAGACAACAAAGAAAUUAUCAAUGGGUGGAGUGAACAGCUAGUUGUUUAUCCAAGGACCAACAAGCAGAAUCAAAAGAAGAAGCGCAAGGUGGAGCCAACAACUUCUCAGGAGCCUGGUCCAGCUAAGGUAGCUGUGACUGGUUCAGGCAUCCCUGAGGCAGAGAAGGUUCCAGACGCUAGCUCUAUCAUAUGGCAGGAGGAGCUGCACAACAGAGAAGCGGACGUGUCGCAGGUGUGGUCCUCCUCAGAAAUGGUGCCGCAGGGAUCACAGUUGCCCUCUGCAGCUGAGGAAGCGUCAGUGAGCCGAGGUUCAGACCAGGGCUCGGUGAACGGAGACGAGGUGGACCGGAGCGGGUUCUCCUUUCCCCCGUCUGUCUCCCAACCACCCCAAGACCUCUUGUCCCCCACAGGCAGCUCAUCCAGCCGCCACAGUAUGGAGUUGGGAGGGAUCCCUCGCUGCCUCUCCCCCGCACCCAGCGACCCCUUCCCCUCAGGCAGCAGCCUGCUGUCCAAUGGCUCACACAUCAGCGGCUCCAUGAGCUCCCUGGACUCAGACGCCAGCGGUAGUACUGUCACCAGCACUGAGAGCCACCCAACCGAGCCCCUGGGCCGCGCGCUCCGGGGCCUCCAUGACCCCCCUUACUCACGCCGCCUCGAAGGGGAGGCUCGCAAGGCUGAGAAACGCAGCCGCCUCCGGAGCCCCGAGAGGCAGAACAGAGAGCCUCUCUUCAGCCCAGAGAGGAGUGGCCGUUCAAAUGUGAUUGAAAAGUUAGAGGCGCUGGAGUUGGAGAACUCAGAGAGGAUGGAGGUGGAGGAGACGGGCUGCAGUGAGACCCGACAGGGCCGCAGCGAAAUGAGACGCUUCCACAGACAGGAGCAGAAGCUUGACCCAGCACAAAGUGUGGACUUCCACCAUUCCACCCUGCCACCACUGAGAAGAGCUAAGUCACUGGACCGCAGGACAACAGAGUCCGUCAUGACACCGGAUUUGCUGAACUUCAAGAAAGGUUGGAUGGUGAAACUUGAUGAACAAGGACAGUGGAAGAAGUAUUGGUUUGUACUGACAGACCACAGUCUGCGAUAUUACAAGGAUUCAAUUGCUGAAGAGGCAUCUGAUCUCGAUGGGGAAAUUGACCUCAGUACCUGCUAUAAUGUAACGGAAUAUCAAGCCCAGCGAAACUACGGCUUCCAGAUUCAUACCCAGGAGGGAGUGCACACCCUCUCUGCCAUGACAGCAGGAAUACGACGCAACUGGAUUCAGGCUGUCAUGAAAAAUGUUCGACCCUCCACUGCCCCAGAUGUUGCUAGCCUGACGGAUGACCAUGGUUCUUGUGGCCCUUUUGAGAGUCUUGCUCGGCCCGACAUCACUCAGGACUCUCCAUCCUCGGAGACCUCCUCUGUGGAGCGGGAGCCCAAGAAGAGUCGUGCCCGAGAAAGACGGCGUGAAGGUCGCUCCAAAACAUUCGACUGGGCUGAGUUCCGCCCCAUAGCCCAGGCCCUGGCCCAGCAGCGAAUUCAUGAGGCCGACGCUCUUCAGGCUCAGCUAGCCGACCCUGAACGCAGUAAGAGGAGGGAGGAGAGACGGAGACGGUAUGAGAGCGUGACUGGGAGCUCAUCUCUUGAUCCUGCUGCUGACAAUAGCAAGAUGGACUUUGAGAGUGUAGGUGUGGGUCUGGGGACUGUGUCUCCGCCGUCCCCGGACCGGCAGCAAAAAGUGGAGGAUGAGAUUGAGCAGCGCUGGCAGCAGGUGGAGAAGACCCCCAUUAGGGAGGAGCGGAGGGUGCCCCUGUCCACAGCACUGCAGACCAGAGAGACGGCUGAACUUGAAAAGCUACUAGAGAGCUACAAAAAGGGGGUAGAAGACCUGAAAACAGAAUUAGAGACUUGCUACCAUCAGCUGGCUGAUUCAAACCAACACAAGUUGGAUUUAGAGGACCAGCUCAAAGCUGCUGUAGCUCGAGAGCAGCAGAUCCGCGCUGGGUACAUCUCACCGCUGGAGUCACCUUUGAGUCUUGAGACAAAGCCCCAGAUGAAGAGGCCAGAACUGGUUAGUUCCCAAGCUCAGAGCUUAACAAAGAAGUACCAGGAAACCAAAGAGCUUCUACAGCUGCAAGAACUGAAAAAGCGCAACAUGCAGGCACAGCUUGGCCUUUCUCUUUCACACCUGUCCACCAAGGAACCUUACUUUUCUGACACCAAAAAAAUCACCUCAGAGAUUCUUCCCUCUGAACCUAUUGUAAAAACUGUCAUUUUUGAACUUGUGGAUAAUGAGGGUAAGAUCAGAGAGCUUGAGGACUUGAUAGAUAGUAGUAAGCCGUUGUCAGUUAAGGAGAUGAUCAAGUUGCUGCACUCUCACAGUGAUUCAGUGCUGUCUGAUUUUCCCAUAGAAAAAAGUGAAGAUGGUAGGUCUGGUGAUAUAACAAAGUGUCAGAAACUUUUGGAAAGUCUUAAAACCCAGCAGGAAAUAGAGAAUGAGACAAUGAGGAAGAGUUUGGCCAAGGCUGGGGACAGCAUUCGUAAUUAUGAGGCUCGUCUGAUCACCAUGGAGGACAUGUUGGGGAGGGUCCAGAGACAGAAAAUGGAAGAUCUCAAAAACCCUUGUACAUCUCCUUGUCAACGAGACGACUCUAGCCAAAUGACAAACCGAGGUCUGUCCCAGAGGGUUGAGCUAUUAACAAGUGAAAAUGAAGCACUGAACCAACGCUACCAGGAAAUUGUCAACCAGCUGAGAGAGGCAGACAGGGAAAUAGACAGACUGAAAGCAGAGCUUCAAAGACUCCAAAGUGGGCACCAGUAUCAGCUAGAUAGAGAGAACCAGUCAGUGAUAGAGCAAGAAGACAAAGAUGUUAUUGCUUUGAAUUUCUAUGAACAAGAACUCAACGACAAGUCUCAGAAGCUUCAGGAGGCCCUUGCUAAGUUGGAGGUGCUUGGUCACAGUUUAAAAGAUACAGAGAAGAGGUUGCAACUCAAAGAAGCCACUCUGAAAGGUCUCGGGUUUCAGGCAUCUGAAAAUGAAGAUGAUGAAUCACUUUUGGAGAAAGAGCAGCUCAGGCACCAUAUAGAGGUCAUUGAGUCCAAGCUUUCUGAAAAGGAAAAGUUGCUUCAAUCUGCUGAUCAGACCUGCAGGGAACUGCAAGCACAGAAUAAAGAACUUGAAAGUGAAAAACAAGAAUCUGAAAGAACUUUUAACCAAGUACUUUUAGAGGCUAAAAAGGAGAUUCAAAAGUUGCGAGAGAAAGCCAAAAUAGAAGGGGAGUCAGACAAUGAAUGUAAAGUAGAUAGUGAUUGCCAAGAGGUAAUGCAGAGUGAUGAAGGUAUGAUUCAGGAAGUGAUGGAAGGUUUCAAGAGGAGGUCUAAUGCUCUUAACCAGGUGUUAAGUAUGCUGAUGACGGCCAGUGAAAAUAAGAAGUAUGAUCCGUCCAGUUUUGGCAUUGAAGAAGAAAGUGUGGGAAGGAAUGAUACAGGAAUGGUAAAGGUGUUGUUUGAGUGUGAGAUUUUAAGUAGAGUUUUAGAUGGUGUUGAGAAUAGUCAGUUUGGUGAAGGAGGUGAACAAGCAUUGGCUGUUGUGAAAGAUGUUGUAAAGCACAUGCUAAAGGAAAAUAAAAUGCUUGUUUCAAUGAUGAAGCUGUCUGCAGAACAAAAGGACAUCAAGACACCAGUAAAUAUGCAAAGCACUGAACAUGGAAACAUACUAACUGGUAAAGGUAUAGUGGUAGAUGAUAAGCUUCGUGGUGUCAUCAUGAAAGAGCUUACUGAGGCAGUACAAAAUAAAGCAACCCUGUUGAAUCAGAUUGCUUCGGUCAUUAAUGAGCCUGUAAAUGAACUGCUCCAGUCCUUGGCUUUAACUCUCUCUAGCCAUGUGUCUCCACAAGGACAGUGCUUUCAUGAAGCCAUAUUAGAUGUAACUCGCAUAUAUCUUCUAAUACGACAGAGAAUGCAGCUGGAGAAUGAAUUGCAGUCAAGCAAAGUUGUCUGUGCAAAUUGUUCUCAGUUGAAAGAGCAAAACAUGGAGCUGGAAUUAAAGCAAUCCGAGCAAUUAUUAAGCCUCCAGAAUUCUGUAAAUGAUGACUCCAAACUGGUGACUCACAUCCAGAUUGAGGGAGAACCAAUUGAUUCUCUGGAUAAGGCUAUUCAGUUACAAGACAUGGUAGCCAAACACAAGAAGGAGCUUCGAGAGUUGAGGGAGGUCUAUGAGCAAGAAGCAUCCAAGCUGCGACAAGAAGUAGCCAAAGCUGGAGAAACGCUAAGACUAAGGUCCGAGGAGAACGUAAAAGAGAUUGACUCUUUGACCAUCUGCAUGGAGAAUCUGAAGGACAAGCAUGAAAUGGAACGAAACAUUUUGGUGGAACGUUUUAACCAGGAGAUGGUAGAACUUAAUGAUGCUUUGGGCCUUCAUGGAGCUGACCUUGCAGAUGAUGGCAAGCCGAACCCAGCGUCCCUCAAGCAGCAGAUUCAAAAGCUGGUGUCGCAGGUGUCGGUCAUGACCGAAGAGAUGAAGAGUCAAGAUCGUGGAGGGGAGGCAGCAUUGCUUCGUCUGAAAUACGAGAAAGACCUGGAAAACCUAAAGGCCACAUGUGAGAGAGGUUUCGCUGCCAUGGAAGAGUCCCAUCAGAAGGUGAUAGACGAGCUGCAGAGAAAGCACCAGCGGGAACUGGAGAACCUGCAGGAGGAGAAGGAGAGACUGCUGGCAGAGGAGACAGCAGCCACCAUUGCUGCUAUUGAAGCAAUGAAGAAUGCGCAUCGUACUGAGCUGGAGAAAGAAUUGGACAAAGCACGAAAGGCUAAUAGCAAUACUGAAAAUGCAGAUAUUGAGGAGAUUCGGAGGCAGCAUGAGGAGGAGCUGCUGUCAUUCCAGAGGGAGAUUGAGGUGCUGUCUGAGCAGUACUCACAGAAGUGUCUGGAAAACGCUCACCUGGUACAGGCACUGGAAGCGGAGAGACAGGCCCUGCGCCAGUGCCAGCGAGAGAAUCAGGAGCUUAAUGCACACAACCAGGAGCUGAAUAAUCGUCUGGCUGCUGAGAUAACUAAAAUGAGAUCAAUGACCAGUGAGGAGGGGGGAGAAGCUGGAACUGUCAUUCAGGGGAAGGAGCUGUAUGAACUAGAGGUAAUGCUGAGGGUGAAGGAGUCAGAGGUGCAGUAUCUGAAGCAGGAGAUCAACUCAUUAAAAGAUGAACUCCAAGCUGCUCAAAGAGAUAAGAAGUAUGCAACAGAUAAGUAUAAGGACAUCUACACAGAGCUGAGCAUUGUGAAGGCCAAAGCAGAGCGGGACCUGGGGCGGCUGCGAGAUCAACUGCAACUGGCCCAUGAGGCCCUGGGAGAGCCAACGCCGGAGGAGGUGCAGCGGGGAGGUUACGAUAUCAUGAAAUCAAAGAGCAACCCAGACAUUCUGAAAAUGGCGGCGGCAGCUGCAAAACGCUCGGAGCGUGCCAUGAGGUCAAAGGAGAAAGCCUGGUAAGUAAUGGUGAGAAGUGUGCUUUUGAUCCUCCUUUAACACACAGUGGUGUGGCUGUUUGUGUUUGUGUGUGUCUCCCCCCCUUUCCCUCAGUCUGUGAGUCGUGACAUGCCCUGGGACAGCUAAAGACUUAAAGGUGAAGACCUGUUGACUGCUAAUUUUAGGUGAAUGGCUUGGGAAUAGACAGGACAGGGCACAUCAGAAGACUCCAGCUUUCUGCAGAGGACACUUGGACACAUCAGAUAAGGCUUAAUGAAGUAAUAGGCAGACAGUCACCUGUGGAGAUUACAUGUGUUUUGGGGGUCUCUGCAUGCACUUGUUAUACUGUCCCAUCAUGUGCACUGAGGAGAGCCACUGAUGUCAUCCCCUCACAUCUGCAACCAACUCCAUACUCACCCCUACUCACAAAGUGUAUUAUACUUAUAAAUAUAUUUAAUAGAUCAGCUUUGCACUUUCCUGUGCCAGAGGGUUUUCAAAUCAUUCACAUUUCAAAAAGGAAGUAUCGGUGAUCCUGUUCUUUUAAAUUUAGAUUCGUGUAAAUCAGAGAGACCAACUCAGGCCUGAAGAUCAGCCUGCUGCAGAAUUUAGUUCCAGCCCUAAUCAGACAUACCUAGCACCAAUGCUCUGAACCAGUUAGACAAACAAAACUACAUCCAAAAUGUAAUCAUUCUUAACUGUUCCUGAGCAGACACAUUCGGAAUUGCUUUUCACAGUUAAUAAUAUUUAGUCCAUGUCGCCCACUAGCUUAUUAUUAAUGUCUUGCGUCCAAACUCCAGAUCUUUUGUUUGUUUUGUGGGGGUUUUUUUUCCUGAGUCCUGCCUGAUACAAGUAUUUAUUUCGAUCAAGUGUAAUAGUGGGACUGGAACUAACGUUUGCAGGAAGGUGCGGCCCCAGGAGCAGGUUUUAACAACCCUGGAAUAAAGCAUGUUUAUUUCCCAAUGGCCAUUCAUAUCCUUCCUCUUCCAAACAAACUUGAGUUUACUGGAUUUGGAAACACCUUUUCUCCAGUUCUUCUGAAGCAAAGAUCAAGUAAACAAAAGGGAUCUGCAUGUCCUGAAGUAACUUCUAACCGGGAAGUGAAAGUUCACGCGCAUGCACGAAUGUGUGGGCUUUCUCUUGUCUAGUCAUAAGAGAACGCUCGCUAUCAGCAUGUCACUAAGAUCAUUCAGAUAACGGUUCACUGUUGAAGUAUCCGCAGUGGUCCACAGCAAUGACCUUUCCCUCUCUGUCUUUGUUCUCUUCUCAGAGUCUCAAGGAAGGCUUGACAGCAGAGCAAAGACUCCACUUGUUUGACAACAAGGACACUAAGGAGUUCUGACAUUGAUGUGUCAUCCUGACUUGCUGCAUGUUAUAAAGAGGCCCACAAUAUUUUAGCCCAGCAAUUUAAUCACUUAGAAACACACUGGUCACCGCACACGGCAUAUAUUAAACAUGGUAUGAAGUUUUGAAUUUUAUGUCUGUAGUCUGCAUUCUGUGCACUUCAGUUACUGUGACAUUUUUUUAUUACCAUGUCUUAAUGUAAAUAUUUUGUUUUUAAUGAAGCAUCUAUAAUGCGUACACUAAAACUGACCGUGUAAGCUACUGUUUUAACUCUUUAGUAUGUGUGAAUAGCCAAAGGAUAAAUAAAUAUGUAAUGACUCCAAUUAUACUUACUUAAUAAAGAGUAGAAACAAUCAUACCUGCAGACUUCGUUAUUACGCUAGAUGUGGUAUUCACAUUCCCUCCAGCUUAUUAUUAUUAUAACGCAAUUGGACAGAUGGACAAUGUGAAAUUGGGCAAAUUUGACUCAGUUUAAUACCCAGAAGUGUACUUGUACAUGGUGAUUACUGAAUGUUUAAGUAUAGGACCAUUUUGAGACAACAACCAGUUAAAGCAUUGGAGUUUGUAUCUGGAGGGCUUUUGCUAGUGUAAAAUUAUAUAUACAAAUUUAUAUAGGGUUUCCUUUAUGUAAUCAUUAUGGUCAGUCCACUGAUUGGGAGGUCAAGGUUGUUUAGUUUUUUCAUUUGUUUGUUUGUUUUUUUUUUAUUAUUAUUUUGUUAUUUUUUUUCUUGUCUCUUCAAGCUGAUAAUGUCUGUAGUGUUGUUCAAUGGCAGUUCCUUGUAUUUAUUUAAAUGUCUUUUUUUGGCUAACAACUGCAUUCCUCUAUACAUUGUUAUUGUAAAUAUACCACAAAUGUACACCAACUGACAACAGGUUUAUUAGCAAUAAAUAUUUUUGCACCCUGUA
This is a messenger RNA of Colossoma macropomum (tambaqui), 8913 nucleotides long. It is a transcript of the gene mpripb, whose product is annotated as myosin phosphatase Rho interacting protein. The coding region runs from base 841 to 6690 and encodes 1949 amino acids. Gene Ontology annotation, molecular function: actin filament binding. The transcript is spliced from 24 exons. The record is from RefSeq and is a predicted model, not a curated record. Gene Ontology annotation, cellular component: actin cytoskeleton. NCBI's taxonomy places the organism in Eukaryota, Metazoa, Chordata, Actinopteri, Characiformes, Serrasalmidae. Gene Ontology annotation, biological process: actin filament organization.